Molecule: messenger RNA, 9683 nt
Organism: Rhinichthys klamathensis goyatoka
Lineage: Eukaryota; Metazoa; Chordata; Actinopteri; Cypriniformes; Leuciscidae
Gene: ep400
Product: E1A binding protein p400
Exons: 55
Coding region: 219-9584 (3121 amino acids)
Molecular function (GO): ATP binding; ATP-dependent chromatin remodeler activity
Source: RefSeq, a predicted model, not a curated record
UCAGAGAAGAAAGAAAAAAAAAAUCAGUCUAUCGCCAUGAUUCACACAGAAACAUCUGUCAUACGCUAAUAACAGUUUUAUUGAGCUUUGUAUUCGUGAGAGUGGAAACCCACAUGUGUUUUGUCAAUUAGGCACUGAGGGUAGAGUUUGCAGUGGAUGGUUGGAGCGCGGGACGGCGAUUUUACAAGUGUCUUUUAAUACAAUAAAAGUGGCACGAAAUGCACCAUGGAGGAGGCCCACCAAAUGUGCAGAGGAACCUUCAGAGAACAAAGUCCUUCACUGGAUCUGAGGCAGAAGAACAGCAGACACCACAGCAGUCCCAACAACAGCAGCAGCAGCCCAUGCCGGUUACCCAGCAACAGCCAGCCAAUCACCCCCAGUCACCGGUGACAUCUUUUGCUCCAUCUGCAAGUCCCUCUGCGCCACAGUCUCCCAAUUAUCAAAUCAUCAUGAGUCGGAGUCCGGUCACAGGUCAGAACAUGAACAUCACUUUACAGAACGUGGGACCAAUGGUUCCAGGGAACCAGCAGAUCACCCUCGCCUCCCUGCCUCUCCAGAGCCCGGCGUCCCCUGGCUUUCAGCAUCAGCCCCAGCAGUGGAGGUUCGAGCCUGGCUCUUCGUCUUACAUCCAGGUGACAUCACCCUUGUCCCAAUCCCUACAGCCUCAAAGUCCCACCCAGCACAGUCCGGUCCCCAUACAGGCUGUGCCCAGGCCGAAUGCUCCUGGGUCGGCCCUGGGAGUGUGCGGUCAAAGCCCGACGCGGUUUGUGGAUGCAGGUAUUAUGGUUAGGCAGCUCAACUUGGGCAGCCCACCAGCCCAUUUUGUGUACCAGGAUGGAGCAGGAUUGGCUCAGCUGACUCCGACUACAGCAGGAGCCGUUCAGCUGACCUCACCUGGGACUCCGGGGGCCAUCAGAGAAAGACGCCUGUCCCAGCCACACUCUCAAACCGGGGGCACUAUACACCAUUUGGGCCCGCAGAGCCCGGUUGCGGCAGGGGCUGCUCUCCCGACGUUAGGCAGCCCUGGGCAUAUCACCACCUCCAAUCUGCCUCCUCAGAUCAGUAGCAUCAUCCAAGGCCAGUUAGCACGACCCAUGAUUUUUGAGAAGACUGCGCAAGGCGUUGUGGGAGCAUCUGCGGCGCCCUCUUUCGGGGUCCCAUCCGCCAUCCCUCCCUCCAGCCCAUCCAGGAGCAACCCUCCCCAGGGCCUUGCCAGCCAGUCCAUGACCCCCACCAGCAUGAAGAAGAUGCAGCCGAAGAAGCUGGAAGAGAUUGCGCCCUCAAACCCAGAGGUGGCACAGUUGAGGAAGCAGUGUCUGGAGCAUCAUGGGAAGAAAAUGGAGAGUCUGAAGGAGGUGUUUAAGGAGUACCUGAUUGAGCUCUUUUUCCUGCAGCAUCUGCAAGGGAACAUGAUGGACUACAUUGCCUUCAAGAAAAAGCCUUGUGUGCCUCUCUUCACCUACCUGAGGCAAAACGAUCUUGACCUUGAAGAUGAAGAGGAGGAGGAAGAGCAGUCCGAGGUCAUUAAUGAUGAGGUGAAAGUAGUGACUGGAAAGGAUGGACAGACGGUGACUCCUGUUGCUAUAGCUACACAACUCCCACCCAACGUGUCUGCAGCGUUCUCCGUUCAGCAGCAGUUCCAGACUCAUGUCGGGGUGGCAGGUGGCAGCCUCUCUAACCCCCUGGACAUGGAGGCUUUCAAACGGCAGCAGGCCAUGGCACAAGCAGAUCAGGCUAAGAGGUCCCGGAUGGAAGUGGGUCGGCAUGGGAUGAUAUUCCAACACCCCGCCGUAACUGCUUUAGGAUCUCCCGGCGUUCCCCUCCAGCAGCUCAUGCCGACAGCGCAAGGAGGCAUGCCCCCCACCCCACAAACAGUCCAGAUUGGUGGGCAGAAACAGAACCAGCAGCAGUAUGACCCAUCCAAAGGUCCCCCGGUCCAGAACGCCGCCAGCCUUCACACGCCACCCCCGCAGCUUCCAGGCCGCCUACCCCAGGGUGGGAUCCCCAUGGCGGGUCUGCCUCUCUCCCUGUCCCAGGGUCAGGCCAUGUUGGUGGACCAGCAGGCUCCGAUGUCUGGAGGUCAGCUCCAGGUGAAGGUUCAGGGUACUGGGGCCGUGCUGGCUCCAGUUAACCCACAUGCACAGCUGCAGGCACAGCUUCAGCAGAUGCAGUCAGGACUCCACCUCCAGAUGCAACAGCAGAUGCAGCAGUCGGUCAUGCAGCCUGGACAGGCAACUGUGACGCUUGUUCGUCCGGGAUCAGAUUCCUCCCAGCCUGCCCAGCGUUUGAUGUCUAACUCUCUCUCCAACGCUGCCAUGUCUCCUGCUCCUCUCACAUCCCCGUCCUCUCUACCCUCCCCGCACCCUUCUGUCCCGGUCCGCACCCCCUGUACUGGCCCCAGCCUCUCCUCUGUUGCCCAGUCCAAACUCGCUUCCACGAAUGGCACCACCGGGCUCAAAAUGUCUGGGCUGGGUCAGAAUCCGGUCGGGCAGAACUCACAGGAAAGCUCUCAGGACAAGCAAGCAGAACAAGCCAAGUUGGAGAGUCACGUGCACCAGCGCAUUUCAGAGCUCCGUAAAGAGGGCCAGUGGUCAGCUAGCCGCUUACCCAAGCUGCAGGAGGCCUGCAGGCCCAAAUCCCACUGGGACUACCUCCUGGAGGAGAUGCAGUGGAUGGCGGCUGACUUUGCCCAGGAAAGGCGCUGGAAGAUUGCUGCUGCCAAGAAGCUUGUUCGCACAUGUUCACGUUACCAUGACGAACAGAAGAAGAUGGAGGAACGCGAGAAGAGAGAGGAGGAGAUGAGGCUGCGGCACAUUGCCAGCACCAUCGCCCGUGGGGUUGACUACUUCUGGUCCAACAUCGAACAGGUUGUGGAAAUCAAGCUGCGUUUUGAGAUCUAUGACAAACAGCAAAAAGUUCUCGGCCUGCAGAAGGCUGCAAGUAAAGGUCAUUGUGCUAAACCGGCCCAGUCAUCCGGAGAGAAAUCCGAUAAAGAGAGUAAAGGGCAGGAGACUGGCCCAUCCCGCAAGAGAAAGUCAAGCACCUCGCUGUCAGAUGUAGAGGUUGAAGAUGAGGAAAGUACAAUAGAAGAGCAGGAGGCUACGGAGGGCACGGCUGAUCAGAAAGCCGAGCUGGCCGAUCUAACAAAAGAAGCUGAAGUGCCAUUGGAUGAUCUGGUGAAGCAGUACGCUGGUGCUUACGCUGAGGGCUUUGAGUGGCCGCAGCCUUCCAUCCAGAGCGAGGAUGAAGACAGAGAGGAAGCUGAUGACAUGAAUUCUCCAUUGAACAGUCCACAUGAUGCAGUGCUAAUAGACUCUUUGCUGAGUAUGGAUCAGUACCGUGGGGCUGAGCGGAUGGCUUCUGGCUCUGAUGGGAAGCCCACAAAGGAUAUCGCUGAGGUUGCUGCAGCAACAGACCUGAUUCUGCCCAAAGGCAGCGCCAGGACCACUCUAACUAGUCGUUCCUCUCCUCCUGCUCUGCUGCACGGCUCUCUGAGAGAGUACCAGCAGGUCGGGGUGGAGUGGCUGGCAAACCUCUACCGCAAAAACCUCAACGGCAUCCUGGCAGAUGAAACCGGCCUCGGCAAAACUGUACAGACUGUGGCUUACUUCGCUCACUUGGCCUGCAACCAGGGUAUCUGGGGGCCUCAUUUGGUGGUGGUGAGGACCUGUAAGCUGCUGAACUGGGAAAUGGAGUUCAAACGCUGGUGUCCUGGACUGAAGAUACUCCUGUACCUCGGCAGCCGAAGGCAGCGCAGAUACAAGAGAUUGAGGUGGUGUGAGCCCAACAGCUUCCACGUGUGUGUGACAUCAUACAAGCUUCUGCUGAAAGAUCAGUCUCACUUUAUGAGGAGGCGAUGGAGGCACCUGGUGCUGGACGAGGUGCAGCUCAUUAAGAAUAUGACUGAGAAACACUGGGAGACCAUCUUCAACAUAAAGAGUCAGCAGAGGAUCCUCUUAAUCAACACACCUCUGCAGAACACUCUAAAAGAGUUAUGGACCAUGAUCCACUUCCUCCUGCCUGGAAUCACUCACCCAUACCUCAGCUUCCCCAUCAAACCUGGCACCGAUCAGAACCAGGACUACUGCCACAAACUGGUCAUCAGACUGCACAGGAUGAUUCAGCCCUUCAUCCUGCGUCGUUCCAAGAGAGAUGUAGAGAAGCAAAUGCCCAAGAAGUACGAGCACAUUCUCAAGUGCCGUCUGUCUAAGAGGCAAAAGAGCAUGUACGAGGACAUCCUUAUCCAGCCCAGUGCACAGGAGGCUCUAAAGACAGGACAUUUUGUCAGAGUCCUGGAAGUUCUUAUGCAGCUGCAGAAGAUCUGCAACCAUCCAGACCUGAUCCAACCCAGAGACACACAUAACUCUUACAUAUGUCAGCCACUUCAGUACAACACCCCAUCAUUACUGCUCACCGCACUGAAGCAGGACCAGUGGAAAACUGUAGAUAUGUCACCGUUUGACCUGAUUAGUAACGAGGGCAAGUUGACUCGUUAUGAGGCAGAGGAGACUCUGCCAAAACUCAGAAUGACCAAACAGCUGAUCGAAGAGAUCUACAGUGCACGUGACCCACCAGCACGACCCAGACCAUGCAAGAUCAAACCUAUGAGGUUGUUCCAGCCAGUGCAGUAUGGGACUAAACCAGAGGGGCGUCUUGUUCCCAUGACUAGCAGCACCACUCAAGCCCCUCGUGCCACUGCUGUGACUACUGCCCCCACCACCACUACCAACCCUGUUACUGCUGCGCCUAGCACACAACCCAGGGGCAAAUCACCUCUUACCACAACCACUUCCGCACAGGCCUCCGCAAUCAAAAGCUCAACAGGACCACUCUUAUCAGGAGCCACCCCUAACCCCCCCUCUACCUCUGGGGCUAUGGGUGUGACCGGGGUCACUGCUAUGCCUGCUGUGACCCCUCACGCCCCUGCCGCCCACCCCCUCCAGCCCAGUUUGGUAACCCAGAGGCUGGUGCUCAGCUCCCAGGCCCAGGCACGCUUGCCUAAAGGUGGAGAUGUGGUGAAGGUUGCUCAGUUAGUUGGACAGGGGCGCAUCACCCAGCCAGAGACCCCUGUGACCCUGCAGUUCCAGGGAAACAAGUUCACCUUGUCCCCAAGUCAGCUGCGGCAGCUCACCACCGGCCAGCCUCUGCAGCUCCAAGGUACACUCGGCAACAUCCUGCAGAUUGUGUCAGCCCCCGGACAGCCUCUUCUCAGGCCACAGGGACCACCUAUGGUGAUGCCUACCGUGCCCCAGGCUGUGCCUGUCCAGAACUCCUCAGGCACGCCACCCCCUGCCACCUCCACACCACAAGCAACCACAGUCACUCCAGCUAGCACAGACACGGAAACCAACGCUAAACACUCAGCUAAUGCCACAACACAGGAGUCAAGUGAGGAAAGAAACAGGCAGCUGAAAGAGCGACUGGCUAGUUUAUUACAUGCAAACGAACGGCGGUCCUCGCGCUCUGUGCUGUAUGGCUCAGACUUAAUCAAAACCUGCUCCAUUUAUGAAGGACGCCCUCCACCGGCCUUCCCCGCUCCCCAGCACUCCCGCUGGUCCUGGGUUGGCAGAGACAGUUGCAUCAGGGCUCAGCAGACAUGCGUGUCCACAGUGGCUCCACUCCGCUCAGCGAUUCUCUCCAACACGGAGCAGGAGGAAGCAGCAUGCAUCUUGUUGAAGAGGUUCUCCUGCAUACUUCCCGCUGCUGUGGCCCCUCCCCCUCAGCUGUAUGCGUCCAAUCCUCCACCAUUUUACAGUAUAGCACAAAAAUCAUUCAGGCGCAAGCUACAGGAAGUGUCUGCUCCGCACAACGCAGAGAUCCGGAACUUAGCCUGUCCUCCUGUCACCAGCUUCCCUGAUAUACACAUGCUUGAGAUGGAUUCAGGAAAACUAGAAGCGCUGUCCAUCCUGCUGCAGAAGCUGAGCGUCGAGAACAAACGAGUUCUGAUAUUCACCCAGAUGGCUAGCAUGCUAGACCUACUGGAGGCCUUCUUAGACCACCAUCACCUCACCUACGUACGGCUGGAUGAGAGUCUGUCACUGGAGGAGAGACGGGUGCAGGUCAAAAGGUUUAACCGCAACAGACAGAUCUUCUGCACCAUCCUGACCAAUCGCUGCUGCUCGGCCAUGGGUCACGUGUUUGACGCAGAUACAAUUGUGUUUUACGACACAGACCUAAAUCCCAGCAUGGAUAUGCGCACGCAGGAGUGGUGUGACAAGAUCGGUCGCUCCAAAGACAUCCACAUCUACAGGUUGGAGAGCGGGAACUCCAUUGAGGAGAAGCUCUUGAAGAAUGGCACUAAAGACCUUAUACGAGAGGUAGCUGCACAGGGGAUGGACUACACUCUGGCCUUUUUAACACAGCGCACCAUUCAGGAUCUUUUUGAGGUAGAGGCCGGCUCUGGAGAAAAAGUGGAAGAGUUUGUGGUCCUCCACCAGGAGCCCUCCCCCUCUGAAUCCAUCCCCCCUCACGUGGCCAGACCCUACAUCCUGGCCCUGAAUACCAUCCGACUGGACACCCAAUAUGAAGAUGAGGAGGAAAAGACGGAGGUAAACAGAGAUGUGAAAAGUGAUAAAGAGGAAGUGGGAGGACAGAAAGAGAUUGAUGUGGAGGAGGGGAUGAGAGAGGAGACGUCACAGUUAGAGGAGCUGGCGGCAGUGAUGGAGCAGCUGACUCCUAUUGAGAGAUACGCACUGCACUAUCUGGAGUAUCUGCACAUCAGCGAGGAUGAACGGGUUAUAAAGGAGCGCAUAGAGGCUGCUAAAAGAGGCUGGGAGCUGCAGCAGCAACAGAAAGUGAAGGUGGAGAAAGAGGAACAAAUGAUCCUAGAAGAUGAGGAGGAUCUGUUCACCUACACCAGAGAGGACGCAUACAACAUGGAGUAUGUGUUCGAGAAUGAAGAUGGACAGACGGAAUUAAUGCCGCUGUGGACUCCCCCAACCCCUCCGCAGGAUGAUAAUGAUAUCUACAUUGACUCUGUAAUCUGCCUCAUGUAUGACACUGCGCCCAUGCCUGAGUCCAAACUGCCCCCGGUCUACGUUCGCAAAGAGCGCAAGAGACACAUGGACCCAUCAGCUCUGGGGCGUAAGAAAAAGAAGGGCCAUGGAGAAUCAGUGAUUCCUCCGCGCUCUCUCUUUGACAAGGCCAGUCUGCUCAAAGUAAGGCGGGAAGGCAAAGAUCAGAAAAAGAACUUCUCUCUGAAGCAACAGGCUCCCUUCGCCAAACCGCUGCCCUCACUGCUCAAACCAGCCAUGGAGGCUGGACAGGACAACCCUGAGUGGCUCAUCAGUGAAGACUGGGCCCUGCUGCAGGCUGUAAAGCAAUUAUUGGAACUUCCUCUGAACCUGACCAUCGUGUCUCCAGCUCACACUCCUAACUGGGACCUGGUGAGCGAUGUGGUCAACUCCUGCAGCAGGAUUUACCGCUCGCCAAAGCAAUGCCGUAGCCGCUACGAAAACGUCAUCAUUCCAAGAGAGGAGGGCAAGCUAAUAUAUGAAGCCAACCCUAAGAAGAACAAGACCAAGAGCAUUUAUAAGUCCAAGAACAGUCGUCCUCUGCGCACAUGUCAGAUCUACACACAGGAUGACAACGCUACACAGAUCCAGUUGUACAACAGCCGUUUUGAGCUAAUGAAAAUCAUCGCUAGCAAGAGGAGCCCACCCAUAAAACCACUACUCGGCAUGAAUCCAUUCCAGAAGAACCCCAAGCAUGCCUCUGUGCUGGCUGAGAGCGGUAUAAGCUACGACAAGCCUCUGCCUCCUAUCCAGGUUGCCUCACAGAGAGCUGAGAGAAUCGCAAAAGAGAAGAAGGCACUAGCCGAACAGCAGAGGGCUCAGCAGUUAGCCCAGCAACAACAGCAGCAGACUACAGGAGCCGCCCAGCCUCAGGGAGCUGCCGCACAGACUCAAGCCCAGCCACAGGCCACUGCUGCAGGCACACAGGCCACCGGAGUACCUCAGCCCAACCAACCCGGAGCGGCAGCAGUCCCCAACACCGCUGUACUGACUGGAGCUAUCAAGACCACUGCAGUGGGCACAAGCAUCCAACCAGCGACGGCUACAGUGGGUGGGAAUGUGAUUGUAAACACUGUGGCUGGAGUUCCUCCCGGUCAGUUCCAGGCGAAUAAACGUCUGGCAUCUCCAGUCAUACCUGGAGCCCUGUCUACGGCAGGAACGGCCACAGCUCAGGUGGUUCACACUCAGCAGAGAACAGUGCCUACAACAGCUGCCCCAGCAGAGGUCGUUACCAUAGCGACGGGUCAGAGCGUGAGAGCCGUUACCCCAGUGACCGCAUCAGCUGUGGUGUCCACCAAUCUGACUCCGGGUCAGUCCCAAACACGCACGCUGGUGGCUCCAGCUCCAGGUAUGCAGUUGUCUCAGGGUAAGCAACUCACUCAAGCUCAAUUCCAGCUCCUCCGACAGCAACAGUUACAUCAGCAGCAGCAACAACAACCACAGGCGACAUCUCCACAGAUCAAAGCAGUGGGAAAGCCUCAGCAGGAGUUGCUGAAGAAGCAGAAGCUGCAGAUGGCGGCGGUAGCUCAAGGUCAGCAGGCUGCAUCGACUCAGCAGCCGCAGCAGGUUCACACCACACCCGCGGCUACAGGCAACCCUCAGAUAGCUGCAGUCGCUGCACCCAGACCGGGAGCUGUGCUCACUGGAACUACUGUCACCAACUUACAGGUGACCAGACUGACACGUGUCCAAGCCCCAGGAACCAUUCAAGCUCAGCAGGGUCAACCACAGGUGACUCUGACCAAACCACCUCCUGUAGUCUCAGUUCCUGCUGUGGUCUCCUCCGCCGGAGUCACGACCCUUCCUGUCACUGUGGCCGGCAUUAGUGUUGCCAUCGGACAGACGCAGAAAACAGCUAAUCUCAAGAUCAAAGACCGCAAUAGGAGAAAGAGCAGCAUCAGCACUGGUGGUCAGGUGGUAACCCACCCGUUCCAGGUGCAGCAAGUUCAGCAGCUUUUGCACAGACAAAAGCAGCAGGCCGCUGCACAAGCUGCCGUCCAGAAGGCAGCCCAGCCACAGCAAACACAGGCUGCUGUGCAGCAAAAGGCUGCUCAAACCACAGCCCAACAGCAGCAGAAAGUGACAUAUGCCGCCACCACUCAACUGCAGCCCGGCAUUAAGACCCAGUUCUUCACCACCUCAAUCGCACAGCCUCAGAAACCUGCGACAGCUCAGCAGAUACAGGUCGCUAAGCUUCCUCAAAUAGUUCAGCAGCAGAUAGUAUCGUCACCUCAACAGAUUCAGCCUCAGACGGUGGCCCUUACACAGGCGGCACCCGCUGCAGGUUCGGGACAGGCCCAGGUGCAGGUCAUCCCCGCGGCCACAGCCACGCAGGUGGUGCAACAGAAGCUCCUCCAGCAGCAGGUUGUUACGGCAGCAGCCGUCUCGCCUCAAAUCCAGACCCCACCACCACACAGCCCCGCCCAGCAGCAGAGCGCCACGACCCCCGCCUCCGAGACUCCAGCGCAGCAGGCCGCUGCCACCCCCCAGCCCCAGCAGGGCAAAGGAAACACCCGCACUGGGGUCGCCAUGCGCUCCAAAACCCCCGCCAAACCCAGCGGUGGCAGCUAGAGGGUUGUAGGAGGAGAAAGUACCUGGGCACAACAUAGGGCUCUGAAUUUUUUUUCCAUUUGUUUUGGGAAAACUGACUCUUUGUAAAAAAAAAAAAAA